AGAUUAACGACGUGAGAGAGCUCUUUUUCGAACAAUACAACUAGUGGCCUUUUCCCAACCAAUUCUUAAUCGUUACCGCCUUCGUUUAACCUUAAAAGCGUCAUUAGCGGACUUUAAUCCAAUUGGUGUGGCGAGCCCACGAGACACCAGACUCGAACGGUAACCAGUGUGAUAUUUGCACAGGGGGGACAUCUUCUCUUCAGCUCUAUUCAGCUGGUGACAUUUUUCUUCCCAGCCCUCAGUCGGGACUCCGGGUAUAUAACCCAGGUUUACCUAGAACCACUCAGUUAAGCAAAGCGAUAGCAAGGAUAUCCGGAAGAGAGGAGGAAGGCAUAGAAAGGAACGGAAUAAGAGGAAGUAGUACAGUUGUCAGAGACGCUGCGUUGCCCCAUUCUGUGAGAACCAUGGGGAGAUCACUGUCAGUCCUGCUUUCGCUCCUGCUGCUUGGGGUAACCUUCCAGGGAGCGUUAGCUGCUUCUAGACAACCCUCAGACCAAUCAAACGAAAGCACACAAACGGGAAGUUACUCCGACAACACCAAUGCCAACAGCCAAACAGAGAGCGCACCGGAAGAGGCUCCGGCGAACGAGAGCCCCGCACCGUCACGGAAUAUCCAGCAGCCUAUGGCACUUCCGUUUCCGGUGUCUUCUCCCCCUGGCCCGGGAAGGGAAUCAAAUGUUGAGAGUGUCUCUGUUGGCAUGCUAGAGAAUCAGGACGGGGAGGUCUUGCCGCCUGUGCUUCAGGAAGUCGCUGAGAAAUAUUUCAAUGACUUCGAGAAAGAACUUGAGCACGAUCAAGGCCGAGUUCCAGCAAAUGUAGGCCGCGGCCAGUCCCGACAAAAGCGACAGGCUGGCUACGGCGGGUACGGCGGGUACGGCAACAGUGGGAGCAGCCAUCAGCUGCUAAGACAGCUGGCUUACAACAUCGGUCAACAAGGAGGUCACGGACAAAGCUACGGCAAAGGAGGUUCUGGUUAUGGUCAGGGAGGUUAUGGUCAGGGAGGUUACGGCCAUGACCUCCAGCCCCACUACGGGGCCAAGGUACCCCAUGACGUAGGCUACGGGUACAACAACGCCAAGACGCCACUCAUCUCUUUCGUCAAGUCCUUCAAGCCUGGCAAGACCUACGUGGACAAAGGUCACGUGGUGCGCAACUACUACAGGCACGGCAACUACAAGGUGGCGCUCCAACACUACAAGCUGAUCCCGUCCGUAAAGGUGGUCCCAUACACCAGCUACCACAAGAUCCCCUACAAAGGUCACGUGCAGGUCAAGAAUAACUACAAGGCUUACAUCUGCAAGGACUGUUACCAUGGCUACCCCAAGAUCGACGUCUAUGAGGACAAGAAGCCUUACAGUUACGCGGUGCGUCGAUUUGUUUACCUGCCUAAGUACUACAACAUCGGUGGCUACGGACAUGACGAUUCUUACGGACACGGCGAUUCUUAUGGUCACGAUUCUUACGGCGACGACUCUUACGGACACGACGAUUCUUACGGUCACGAUUCUUACGGCCAUGACGAUUCCUACGGACAUGACGACUCAUAUGGUUACGAUUCCUACGGACAUGACGACUCAUAUGGUCACGAUUCCUAUGGUCAUGGCGAUUCCGGAUACGGUCAUGGCGAUUCUUACGGCUCUGGUUACGGCCAUGGUGGUUCUUCAUCCGGAUACGGAGAUUAUGGCUACGGGGGCAAGGCCAAGGUUACGUACCACCAAACCAAAGGUUACGGUUACGGCUAUGGAAACGACGGAUAUCAUUGAUGGACUCUGAAAUCGGCCUGGCUUCAAAUUCGGGUCGAAAUUUACACCAUGUUUGCUCGCACAUUAUCAAAUGUAUUUUUGUUCUCUACUGAUUCAUUUUAUUACACCCUUCACAUGCAUCAUCAUUUCUUUUAAAAGAUUUCACUAACAGUAGUAAAAGACAAAUUGUGAGGCAGCGAGGUGGAAUCAGG
This is a messenger RNA of Aplysia californica (California sea hare), 1954 nucleotides long. Its product is annotated as prisilkin-39-like. The record is from RefSeq and is a predicted model, not a curated record. The coding region runs from base 405 to 1763 and encodes 452 amino acids. The transcript is spliced from 7 exons. NCBI's taxonomy places the organism in Eukaryota, Metazoa, Mollusca, Gastropoda, Aplysiida, Aplysiidae.